This is a messenger RNA of Alosa sapidissima (American shad), 8216 nucleotides long. Its product is annotated as polycystic kidney disease 1 like 1. Gene Ontology annotation, molecular function: protein binding. The record is from RefSeq and is a predicted model, not a curated record. The coding region runs from base 243 to 8051 and encodes 2602 amino acids. Lineage: Eukaryota; Metazoa; Chordata; Actinopteri; Clupeiformes; Clupeidae. The transcript is spliced from 51 exons.
CGGGAAUCCAUUCUACAGUUUUCCAACAGGAACUCGUGAAACUAGUAAAAACUUCCUCGCACAUUGUCUUCAUCUCUGACCCUCCUCUUCCCCUCCUCGAAACCGCGAGGACAAACGGGACAAUGCCACCCAUUGACAUUGAAUGCACAGGCCUAACCGCAUUUCUCACCUAUCUUCGAAUUUAACAUUCACUGUAUCUAAGGGACAAAAGAGAGUGGCACGGUUCCUCUGUUUUAAGUUGGAUGAGUGGCCUACAGCUUACGCAUGCAGGCAAAAUGCGUCUCUGGGUUAUUUGCGGAAUAAUGGCUGUGUUCGCAUCAGGAGAGGGUUCAAAAAUGGUUGUCCGGGUGUAUACGGAGAAGCAGGCUUAUGCCGCAGGCACAGAAAUAACCUUUCUGGCAAUGACUGAGGAGCCCGACCCUCUUGAGUUCCAAUGGGACUUUGGGAACAGACAACCUGUCCGAACAUCCUCAAGAGCCAUCACCAAAAAAUUCCAUCUUCCUAAAAGGUACAAUAUCUCUGUGAGAGUGUUCAGUGGGCAAAUGUCUGCAGUUUCAGAUGUGUAUGCUGUGAUAGUGCAGAGGGCUAUUAAACCCAACAAGCUGCAGUUUCAGCCCUCAGUUCUCGUAAACACAACGGUGGAGUUUAAAUGUAGAGUUAGCGCUGGGAGUGAUGUGACCUACCUUUGGAGCUUUGGUGAUGGCACCACACGACAUGGGUGGAGAACUGAACAGCACGUAUUUGACAGACUCGGGGAGUUUGUGGUUGGUGUGACAAUGCACAACUUGGUCAGCUCUGCCUCUCUGAAUGACCACAUAUUUGUUACAAGUGAACACUGUCUGCCUCCGCCAGUGAAGAACAUGGGCCCUCAUAAAAUACAGGUGCAGCGGGAUCAGUCUGUGCGUCUGGCUGUGACCUACGAGGCGGUGGAGAUCCAGUGUGACAUGUACCAGGGACUGCAGUACACAUGGAUGGCCUAUGACUCCAGCGGGAGCCAAAUUCAGCUUGCUUCAGUUGAAACCCACAAACAAAACAUUGAGCUCCCAGCGUUCUUCCUUCAUUAUGGCAUUUACAGAGCCGUAGCCAAGGUUCAGAUAAAGGGAAGUGUGGUGUACAGUAAUUACUCCGUCUGUGUGGAGGUGGGGCCCCGCCCCCCGAUUAGCAUCAUUCAGGGAGCCACAAACCUCUUCAUCAGUCGCCAUGACACCUUAAUCACCCUGAAUGGAGAGCAAUCACACGACCCUGAUUUCCCUCAGAUCCCACUAAGCUACAGUUGGCACUGCAGGCCACUGAGCAGAACAGAAGGCCGGUGCUUCCAGGAGUCCCUCCAGCUUGUCCCUCGAUCUCUCCCACAGCUCGUCUUCCCAGUCAGUGCCCUGAAUCCCACAUUUGACCAGUUCAAAUUCACGCUGACCGUUCAAAGUGGGGGCCGCUCCUCCUCAUCUGAGAUGUUUGUCACGAUCACACCCAACACCAUGAGGAAUCUUCAGAAUAACUGUGGUCACUGCCAGGGUACUGGAGUGAAUUGGAAUGAGCAGUUUUCUGCUGAAGCAUUCUUUGAGAAAGACACCUUUGUCUCAGAGGACGUUGUGUUUUCUUGGAAGCUGUACAUAGUGAAUGGCACCCAUAGAUUCAUCAGUGAAGUGCCGUUCUGCAGGUCUGCUGAUCAAGGCACACCUGCAAAAAUCAUUGAAAGUCCAAAUUACACCCAAGAAGCAGUGGAGCUGUACGAAGGAUCAUCAUCCCCAUACGAACUUCAUAUGCCAGCCUCCCCAACGCCAUCGUUUGAAAGCAUCCAUAAGACCACCUUCGAUGAUUUCUCUGAGUUUCUACCCGAGUCCAUUAACAUACCAGAGCACCAAGUCCCUGAUGCCUUGCAGUCCGAUUCCACUGGCCGUGGAGGUGGUCCACGUGCGCCCACCGCCAGGAUGAAACCCCGGGGCACACAUGGGCACUCCCCUGCCCCCUCCGCCCCACGGGGCAGCUAUGAGGAGGGUGAGGCCCUGGUGAGCUGGGGCAGAUGGAGGACAGAGGGCAAGCCUGCGGAAGCACAGACGCUGCCCGCCGACCAACCUGAUGAAGUGACCCAACGUUUAGGUGAUGUGUGGAAUGCCCGUCAGUCGCCGGGAGACUAUGAUGAUGCCUCAGAUCUAGUACUGAUGGGGGAGACUGAUUCACACCUCUCUGGGAUUCCUGUGAUCUUUGAAGAGGGAGGUAGUGGUGCCCCAGCUGAAAACGACUCUGAUCGGCCUUUGACCCGGGAACACCACAGAGCCACCGGAGAGCCAGAUCUACUCAGGACUGGGCACAGUGAUUACCCUGCGGAAGAAGAAACUUCCAGUGCUCAUUUUGAUCUCACAGAUUAUGAUUUCCCUUUCAUUGGGAUCGAAGAGGGCGACUCAGGAACAUAUGCUGGAAGACCGACAGGCGUGGGUUUCGCUUGGGAGAACGGAGGCAGAGACCUUGUGUCUGAGCCGGACCAUCCUGAGGAGAGCUUUCUGAUGGACUCCAAGCACCCUGGUCUGGCUGUAGCAGAGAGGACUCUGUUGGACCUGGCAAGAGAGCUCGUUGAUCCCGUGGUGUUGGAGUCUCACACUGUAGCAGGAAUUUCUUCAUCUGUCAUCACGCUGAAACCUUACUCACUGAGCCCAAACCGCCACUAUAUGCUGGCCGUGACCGCAAGUGAGCGUCGGACAGCGGUGGGGAAGUCCCAGCUGUUCUUCACCACCCUCCCCGCGGCCGCCCCUGAGGGGAUGGCAUGUCUGGUGCAACCCAGCGAGGGGCUCGAGCUCCUCACGCUCUUCAGCGUCUUCUGUGCGUCUGGAAGAGAGGAUCUGCUCUAUAAGUACAGCUACACCGUUGGCAAGAGCCCUGCUGUUGUGUUGUACGAGGGCCGAGACUUCCAGCAUUAUUUCCACCUGCCAUCUGGAGGUCAUGAAAAUGACUAUACAGUAACCGUCUACACUGUGAUUGAGAACAAGUAUGGGGCUACGACUAAAGCAUGCGCAGCUACCGUGAAGGUUCUCCCCCGUUUCCAGAGAAGCGUGCCCCUGUCCCACGCCCCUGAGCAGGACCUACUCGCCUACGCCACUCGGAACCUCAGCAGGCUCACGCAGAUGGGCAGCGUCCGGGACGUCCAGAACGCCGUCUCCCUACUGGCGGGGGUGCUCGGCAGGUUACGCCAGGAGCCAGUGUCCUCUCAGGAGCUGCUGGGGGCUACCCACAAUGCACUUGUGACGGCGCUAUGCUGCCUGACUCCCAGGGAUGAGAGAUUACUGGCCCAAAACAUUAACAUCUUGACAGAUCUCAUGGAAGUCACAGAUCAAGUGACUUUGCACAGUGCCAAGCUGCUCAUCAAGCACAUUCAGGACCUUUCUGCCCUGUUUCCAAAAGAGAGAGGAUCUGGAGAUGUGCCUUCCCUGGAGAAGCGUGUUGUUAAUGCCUUCGUUUCUGUUCUGUCCCAUACCUUGACAGCCUUGCGUCGGUUCUCCAAGGAAGGCAUUGAGCUCACCUCUGACGUCCUUCGCACAAUCACAGAUGUGUCUCUGAAGGACAUGACGUUAAGCAGAGCUUCUGAAUGCUUCCUUAACACCAGCUUCCUGGAAAUUAAAACAUGGAGAUGUGACCAACUCCCCACCAAUAGCUUCAGCAUCGGCCCUGCAACAUUUCAUCAUCCUGUGGGAAUGGAUACUUUUAUCGCUGGUCUCAGGGAUGGAUUAAAUUCUUGCUUAAUUUCCCAACUCUGGCAUUUUAAACAGAAUCCAUAUUACUGGGGCAAAACACCAGUGGAGCUGACUGGAGAUAUUGCUGACUUGAGACUGUACCACUGCACCACCUGGAGGAAAAUAAGAACUGCCCGAGCCUCAGAGGUCACUCUGCUGCACGGAGAAGUGAAUGUCCACCAGUUCAACGUGACCCCAGAGCUCCUCAGCCAGGCCAUGCAAGCCACGGUGGUGUUCAGACGGCCCGCUAAUCGCACCUUUACCAUCAUGCUUCUCUUCAGGAUGUCAGAGAGGCCUACCCCUGUUCUGUACAGCAUGAAGAGGAUGCAUCAGUGGGACGGAGACACGGUCCACAUGCUCUUCCCUUCCUCUCAUCUGCAAGAUGGUGGCAUUGGAUACGUCUCAAUCCUUAGUGCAGACUACGGAAAAACAUCCAGGAAUAAGUAUGUGGCUCCGUCUGUGAACUACACCCUUCAGAUUGAAUCUGUGCACUGUCUCUCCUGGGAUGGACAGAGAGAAUGGACCCACGAGGACUGCACACCCCAGCCUGGGUCAUCCCAUGUCAGAAUCAACUGCAGUUGCAGCCACCUAUCCCCACUCACGGUGGCGUACGGAGCCGUGCAGAGCCAUGUCGAUGUGGGGGACGCCGCUGUGUAUGCCAUGCCCUCCAACAACCUCACCCUGAGCUGGGUCAUCGCCCUGUCCCUCGUCGCCUACGCGUUGAUGCUGAUGGUCUGUAAGCGUGCCGACGGCCGCUGUGAACGGAGCGAAGCUCCGCACGUCCUGCCAGACUGUGCGCCGCUCCACCAGCAGCUGUACUCUGUCACCAUCGACACAGGCCUGCGCUCGCGCUCCAUCAUGACAGCCAAGGUUUAUCUUGUGCUGUAUGGUGAGGAAGCAGUGUCUGAGACCAAAGAACUUUACAUCCCAGAGAGGUCCCUUUUUGCAAGGAAUUCCAAAGACACCUUUAUUCUGAGUACGGCGGAGCGUCUGGGGUCCAUCUGGAAGGUGCGUCUCUGGCACGACAGCGCCGGCCCCUCGCCCAGCUGGUACGUCAGCCACGUCCUGGUGAGGGAGCUGCCAAGCUGGAGCAGCUGGCUCUUCCUCGGGGAGUGCUGGUUGGCCGUCGACGAGCAUGAUGGGAAGGUGGAGAGGAAACUCACAGUCUGCAAACAAGGACUCGGAUUGGGACAGCUACUCUACAUGAAGCUGACGGAGUACCUGGAGGACGUUCACCCGUGGUUCUCCGUGUUCAGCUGUCCUCCUCGCGGUGCCUUCACGCGUGUCCAGCGGCUGACCGUGUGUCUGCUGCUCCACCUGGGCUGCAUGUGUGCCAGCGCGGCGCUCGUCGACGGCCAACACGAGCCGGGUGUGAUGGACGUCUCCAUGGUGACAGGGUUGCUGAGUGCGCUGUCCGUGCUGCCGGCGGGGUUUCUGAUCUCGCUGCUGUUCCGCCUCGGACAGGUCAGUGUUCACACCACAGACGUCUAUCAUCUGUCCACCACAACUCACACACAAUGUAAUGUGUUAUUGACAUCGUCACAUUUAAAAAAUACUCUAUCAACAGUAAGCAUAGUAAUUCUGGCUCCAGGCAUGAGGCUCAACCUGUUGGUGCUCUUGAUUUUUCAACAGUCUGACAAGAGGAAGAAAUCAGCCAGAAGAUUGUUCAAAGAUUGUUCCGUGUCAGACAUCAGCACUGUUGAAGUGUAUCAAGAUGCCUUCCAUGAGGGUUUGUGUGAGCCCAGGUCUUCACAGGGAAAUCAGUCACUGGCUCAAGAGGCUUGGAGUGACAGAUAUGAGCAUAAUACUGGCAGACUUGGAUAUGCUGCAGCUUCAGUGCAUUCCCACAAGAGGGCGCUAGGAACCCCUGAUUCUAUCUCGAUAAGCUUUGAUGGAAGCAAGAUGCCAAGUGAGAACUUCAAAGACAGCCUUCAAAGCAGCCCCUCUUCAGAGCGAGGCUGUUCCUUUAAGCCACCUGUCCUGGGAUGGUGUUUUUACGUGGCCUGGUCUCUGUGCUUGUGUCUCUGUGUCACCUCUGCAGUACUGACGGGAAUUCUUGGUCUCAAAUUCAGUCCCACUAAGAGUCUGCUGUGGACAUAUUCUCUGCUCUUCUCAGUCCUCACCUGUGCCUUCGUUAUCUGCCCAGCGCUGAUCUUCAUGGUGGCUGUUGUUGUAUCUAUGUGGUGGCGUAACAGAAGUGAUUUCUUCGAUGUCUCAAGUCAGACCAAGUCUAUUGUGGAAGCACAUAAAUACUGGAUGCAAAGCGGAAGGUCCUCAGUGCUCGGUCUUCAUAACCAGUCUAUGACCAGAUCCACAUACUUUGACACGGUAGUACAGGCUCGCCAGAGGGUUCGGUACCUGCGCCUCGCGCGUCCUCCGAGUCCAGAUCUGCUGAGACGCACUUUCAAGCGUCUGAGGAAAACCACUCUCAUACGCAGAUUCCUCAGUGAGGUGUCACUCUACGUGGCCAUGCUAGUCCUGCUGUUAUUUGUGGCACAUGGAAAAUCAUGCAACAAUAAGUACCGAUUGACUCAAGCCAUCAAGACACAGCUCAGAAGAGGCCCUUAUGAGCAUUUCCAAAGCAUAAGAGACCACCAGGAGUGGUGGAACUGGACCUCAAGUGUGCUGCUGGCAGAGUUGUAUAAGAGUCCCUGGAGCGACAGCGCCUCCAGAGAAAACAGAUGGCAAACUGUGGUGGAAGCGAACAUCCUCAUUGGUGAACUGAUUCUGAAAAAAACAGAGACAGUGAGAAACGAGAUGUAUUCAAAGUUGGGAGAAUUUGUCAUCACUUCAAACAGCCAAAACUUGUUUGGAAAGACUGGAUGUGAUGCCAGGACACAGAGCACUGUGAGCCUUGGACAAACACGGUCCGCAGCUCGCGCCACUCUUACUCAUUUGAAAGCCUCGGACUGGCUCGGUCAGCACACGCGUGCAGUGGCCGCUCAGUUCGUCCUGUACCACCCACCCAGCGGCUUCUUCAGCACGGUCACUCUGCAGGCGGAGUGGGGCCUCGCUGGGGUCCUUCGGCUCAGAGCUGGCGUGGAGUCCACCAGACUGCUCCUGUCCACGGGUGCCCUUGACUGUGCCAGAGUGACCGCUGAAGUGAGGCCUCUUAUCUUAUCUCUGCCCGGUCAAAUGUGUUUGAUAUACAGUCACAGCUCACUAUUAUGGGGAGGUGGAAAGUUUUUUUUUUUUAACCCAUUUCCAUUGGAACAAUUUCCUGAAAGACUGAAUUGCAGUAUUCCACUUAAUACAACUGCAUUCACAUUCUUGUCAACAGUUGCUCUUCUUCUUGAUCGUGAUGGCUCAAAUGAUUUUCCAAAUAUGGAUCAUCUGUCAGAAUGGACUGCUCCCUUACUGUUUAGACCUGAGAAAUUGGCUGGAAGCAUAAUUAUGAUGAGCAUUCUUUAUUAUAUUUGUUUUGCUUAUCACUUUACACUGAAGUCAGAAAAAAUCGACCAAAUGUUGAGGGAGGACUUCAAAGUGUUCAUUGAUUUGGAAAACAUCACAUUUUGGGAGGAGCUGACCGUAUCCCUUCAUGGAGUCGUUUCCUUUCUCUUCUUGCUCAAAAGCCUUUUUAUUCUGGGGAUGCAUGAAGCCAUGUGUUUGCCUGUGCACGCUCUGAAGACUGUGCUCUCCAACCUAACCUGGCCAAUGAUGGCAGGAGCCAUCCUCGUAAUGGCCCUGUCCUCCAUGGGCACCCUUCUUCUCCACCACUCCUCCCAUGCCUACAGUAGUCUGCUCAGAUCUGUUACAGCUGUGCUGGCGUACACCAUUGGACCCAGAGGGUGGAAGAAGUGGUUUGAGUGGAAGUGCUCUGGCUGCAUCUACGGCCUUCUCUUCCUUGGGUCUUUAGUUUGUGUUGUCAGCUGGGCAUGGACUGCAGUGAUAAAGGGAAUGGUAACCUCACUUGUAAACACGAACAAGAGAACUAUAAGGAGGAAACAACGUCUUACUAUGUCUGAGCUUGGACACUACAUAACAAAUAAGAUGUCCGCCCUUGUUGGACAAGGUAGAACAAACUGGUCAGAAGAUCAUCAUUUUAUAAAUACCUUCAGUUUGGAGGAGUUUGAAGACCUUGUGGAUGAACUUUUGUUCAAGCUCAGUGCUUUCUCCAACAGCCUUCACCAUACCUUACCCAGUAAAGACCCAGCGUCCGAGAGCCCUGUGUCUUUGCUGUCUGGGUGGAACAGCAACUUUGAAUCAGAAGUCUCACUGCAGGACUACCCACCUACAGAUGACAUCAUGAUGCCACCAAUCAAGCAGUCGGACAAACAUGAAAGUGGUCAAAUGAGUGCUUUCACUGGAGACAUGCUACAGAUGGACUGAUAUUGCAAAAUUGUGUUUAGCAUCUUUGUCAUAGCCUAGGCUACAGCAGCCUUGAUCAACUAUGCAUAGCCUAGCUCACUUUGGACAAAUCUUUUAAGUUUUUACCAAAACUUGACACAUUGUUGCUGUAAUAUAGGCCUAAUAUCAAUAAACUUUUCUGCUGUA